Messenger RNA from Danio aesculapii, 1757 nucleotides. It is a transcript of the gene pigw, whose product is annotated as phosphatidylinositol glycan anchor biosynthesis, class W. Lineage: Eukaryota; Metazoa; Chordata; Actinopteri; Cypriniformes; Danionidae. The transcript is spliced from 2 exons. Gene Ontology annotation, molecular function: glucosaminyl-phosphatidylinositol O-acyltransferase activity. Gene Ontology annotation, biological process: protein localization to plasma membrane; GPI anchor biosynthetic process. Bases 269 to 1741 code for a protein of 490 amino acids. The record is from RefSeq and is a predicted model, not a curated record. Gene Ontology annotation, cellular component: endoplasmic reticulum; membrane.
UACGGAAAAGCAACAUCACAAUCCUCUCAACGUGCGACGAAAUUUUUCCAUAAAUCAAGAAUUACCAGGAUCUAAUGAAUGAGCUGUUUAUUUUAAAAUGUAAUAUUUAAACACGUAAACAGUAAUGAUAUGUGGGAUAUAUUUCCGUGAUUAAUAAGCCAACGCUAAACCGGUUUAUCUAGACAGGCCACUGCUGCAAUGUUGGUCUCUGUAGUGUAGCCUAACUAAACCUGAUUGAUCUAGUUUAUCACCUUACUUUUUUGAGAUAAUGGCAUCGCCCGAAGGAAAGAUUGCAUUUGUCAGCAAUCUCAAUGGAACGACUCUGACGGAGGUUUCUCUCGGAUCCUUCCUAGCUCCGGUGUGUUUUCUCAGCCGUGGACUCUUCCUCAUAGUCUUUCACCUGGGAAAAGGGGUCCUACCUUUCUCCUGGGGAGCCCAUCUAACGUUGGACUUCACUACAAUAAUAAUGCCCAUGGUCCUGUCAUGUACCGCACUAAGCGACAUCCUUCAUUUCAUCAUCAUGGGCAUAGCCAUAGUCGAUUUCACAGUCUUAUAUCUUGUAUACAAGAACAAAAAGAACCCAAGUUCCCUCAAAAACACGAUUGAGAAGUUCGUCCAGAGCGGAGCAGAAUCCAACAUGGUCCCAUUUGUGACCAUAUUUCGAGUUCUGGUCAAUGUGAAAACCGCAAUAAGCAUCUUAGCUGUUGAUUUCAGCGUCUUUCCAAGACGUUAUGCGAAAACGGAGACGUAUGGAACCGGCGUGAUGGAUUUCGGUGUGGGAGCGUAUGUAAUGGCCAAUGCAUUAGUGUGUCCUGAAGCAAGAGGAAAGAACAUUCAAGGAUCGAAGCUCAGCCAUGUGUUGAAACAAGCCAUUUCUGUGUGGCCUUUGGUUUUGUUAGGGUUUGUGAGACUAGCGAGCGUCAAAUCUUCUGGAUAUCAUGAACAUGUUACAGAAUAUGGGGUCCACUGGAACUUCUUUUUCACUUUAGCCAUCGUCAGAGUCGUAGCAUCUGCACUUCUGGCUCUAUUUCCAGUGAGCUGCUCAGGAUUUCUUGCUCUUCUCAUCUGCGGAACGUAUCAAGUUAUGUUGGAGACGACGGAUCUGAAGUCAUUUCUCAUUCAUAAUACUGAACGCUCAGGAUUUGUGCUGGCAAACAGAGAAGGGAUAUUUUCGGUUGUAGGUUAUAUAGCUAUCUAUAUGGCUGGCGUUCAUGUUGGAUGUUACCUCAUGCAGAGCAGAAAUUUGGUUAAAGAUUGGAUCAGAGUGAUCCGUAACCUUUUGUUAACCAGCUUUGGGUUGUUUUUGGUUCUAUAUGUGUGUCAGAGAAACAUCGAGCCAGUGUCUCGCAGAAUGGCCAACCUUCCUUUCUGUAUCUGGACCGUAGCACAGGCUCUGUUCUUUCUAUCUUGCAUUAGCAUUGCUGAUUUAGUGCUGCUGUUCGCUAAAGUCGUGUCUAAUUUUUCACUUGUGCCUACGUCCUGGUGUCCGAAUCAGAAUAAAAAGUCCGAUGAGAAAACGAGACGAGAUAUGGAUGGGUUAUGCCUCAUACAGGCUGUUAAUAGGAAUCAGUUGUUGUAUUUUCUCCUCGCAAACAUCUUGACGGGUUUGACCAAUGUGCUUGUGGACACUAUGAACAGCAGUGAUGUUUUAGCCGUGAGCGUUUUGCUCGGGUAUAUGUUCAUGAACAGCUUGGUCAUAUUCGUUUUGCAUGUUAAUAAAAUAACCAUCAAGUUCUGGUAACACCUUUUCAUUUAAA